AUGGAUGCCUUCACCCCCAAUCUCAGGCGAACGGCUUUCGAAAGACUCGCUUUUCUCGAUACCUUGGACUCCCAAGACAAGCCCUCCAAGCUCAGUGUUAGUCGACUCAUCAAGGAAUGCCGGGCCCCAAGUUCGAAAUCGGUUGCUUUUGGAGAUGGGUUUGCUCAAGCGCAGUCGAAAGCCCCUAUGACACUUCGUGAACUUGAAAUUAUCCUUGCCCUAACCAAGGCCGCGCCGAAUGUCACUUGCCACGACCAAGUAUUGGGUCUCGCUUCACAAUUCUCUGGUUAUCUGACAGAGUCAUACAAUCAGCAGUUUCGAGCUUCUCCUUUCUUGCAUGAAAUAAAGCCAUCGCCGUGGGAGGCCCUCACACACGACUUAACCAAAGCCCUUUUGGACCUAAGUUUGAACGAUGCCUCGGUUCGAGACCAGGCCACGACUGCGGUAGUGGCAUACUUGGAUAACUGUGCCCGUGCGGUGAAGGGAAUCAUCAAAAACGGAAAUAAGCAGAAUGGAUCUGAAGGUCCCGUUGAACCAGUUGAAAUUCUCAUCACAGCCCUUUCAUUAGCCGGGUUUCUGGAAGGUGCAUCACACUCUACUCAACUAUGGGUUGCGGCAGAGAAGUCGGCCAUUAUUGAGCGGUUGCAAACUAUACUGUCCGACGACUUCCUUGUGGCUGUGGAGACUGCGGCCUCAAAAAUCCGAAACUCGAGUGCAACGGACUUUACUAUACGGGACUGGAGGAGAUAUAAUCGAAGAUAUGCAGCUAAGCGGCGGCCACUCGGUGCCAUGUUAUUACAGCAGCGAUUUUCACGUUUCAUCAAGUCCUGUACAGUCACUACGAUCCUGAGACGCGCUCCACCAAGUGAUGCUGCAUUUUUCGAGAAAUAUGCGGAUGAAUUGGUGGCGGCCGAGCCCUUUACUGAAAGUGAAGAAGCUGCACUUGUGAAGUAUAUCGUCGGCAUCAUAACCGAUGGGAUUCACCUUCUCGAAGACGGCGCGGAUUACCUACAGAUUGGUUCACAGUGGCAGCAAGAACUCGCUUUCUCAGUGAAAGCCUCAUCCCUGAUCGCAUUUUUGAAUUGCAUGAGCGCAAAUGAGGAGCUGGCAGAUACUGAUUUAUUGUUAUCAUGGCUUGAGGAUACACUGGCUGAUGCAAAUCAAAUGGCAGCUUUUGAUCUGGCAACCACCGCGCUCGAAGCCAUUGCGGUCACCGCAAAAUUGUUCCCGUCCAAUGCCUCUAACCUCAGCCAUUUACUUCUGAAGUUCAUUAUACAGGGUGGUGCAAGUCAGCCAAUUCUCUCCGUUGCUGCCAGCUGCCUCGCUAAGGUCCUGAAAAUUCUUUCACAAGAUUUUGUGAUUACGACCUUAUACUCACUAGGCAAUGUCUUGAGCCCAACAGUAGGAGGCGUCGAGCGACCUGUUCAGCUCCCAGCAGAGACACCCGAGAACAACCCUACCCUGGAUGCUUAUAAUUCAAACACCGAAAGUGUCGUGUCUCUGUCGUAUACCAGCGAAGAAGACUCAACGGUUACGCAUCGUAAUGUCAUUCAUGCAAUUGCCACCAUCGCCGUUAGUUGUGAGGAUGAAAAAAUUGCAGCUUUGGCUCAAUCUAUGCUCCUUCAGAAAAUUGGAAGAAUCAGCCUUGUAGCUGAUGCCUAUAUCGUUCAAGAAACCGCUUCCCUGGCAUUGGUCAGCAAGCAUUCCGAGUUCCAACUCUUGUUGAAAUUUUAUGCGCGUCUUCAUCGAGAGGCUCUACUAAGGGGCCAUAAUAUUAUCGCCGACGCGGUCCAUAAUGCCAGAAAUAAUCUCUCGAUAAUUCUUAGGGAAAGUCCAUCUCACAGAGGCAUAUAUCUUGUGCAUUUGCUAGAAGGGAUUAUCAGUAAGGGUGAUAUGACGGAUCUCGGACGCGAUCGACCAAAGGAUAUAACACUAUCACCCGAUGAUAUUACUCCAUUUCUGAAGCCACUUGCUCUCCUUUUAAGUGACAAGAAUGGGGGAGAAGUUAAACCCACCGAGACUUAUCAAUAUGAUGAAGACACUGCUGCUUUGUUCCGCGACGCCUGGUUUAACAUUGCAGUGCAUGGCAUCUCGGUUCAGUCAGAUGUUGGUCGGCGGUACAGGAAUGAGCUAUCUAUUAUUGCUGAGAAAUCGCCUCCAUUGGUACCCGAGAAUCGUACUGAAAUACUGGAAAGCGAUGUUGAGCUCAAUAUUACCCUGAGACGUGGCAUGGGACACCAACGGUUGGCUGAACAGAGAAAGCUCUUAGCCAGCGAACUCCCAGAUCAUGAGUCCAAUAUCAAGCGUAUCAACUACCAGGAAAUCGUGUUCUUGAAUGCAAGCCUGUUGAUAGAGAGUCUCCGAGCUUCAGCUGGAGACUGCACAAAGAUCCUGCUGUACUUCUUGGAUCCAUCUCUGAGCUCAUCUGAGUUGGGCAAAUGUAUGGAGGCUGUUGCAGACAAAGUUCUUGACAUAUAUCUGUCGAACGCUCUUUCUGGCAAGGGUGAAUAUUCUGCUAGUCCCCAUCUAUCAAGACAGCUUGCAGAAAUCUUCGUUUAUUGUUGUCAUCGCAUAAACCGUGUCCAGGAAAUAGCUCUCAACUGUGCUAGCAAAAUCAUUAGCCGAUCCCCGUCCGUUCUAUGUGACCGGAAUCCGCUUUUUAUUUUAUUAGAUCUUCUUACUAUCAUUUGGUCAUCGUGCUUGGAAAAUGAGUUGGACGAGUACGGCUGGAAGUCCACUCUCACGAAAGGCAAUGUCACAGUUGAACUGUCGGAUAAUCAUGAAUCCAGGAAACGGACUCUGGGUUUGUUCCAUAGUCGCGCCAAAGCCUGGAUGAUUGUUGCGAUCAACCUUGCUCCCCUCGAUGUUAAGGGUCUCCUGCAGACAUACCUAUCCGACUACGACGAUGAUGGUGCAUAUGGUCACAUCUCGCUAGGGCGUUCAUUUGCUCUGGAUAUGGCAUCCCAAGUUCCUCAGAGUGACCAGCGACUGGGUUACAUUGAGAACUACGGAGUCGAAAAUGUUAAUUGUGCCUCUGAUUUGAUCGCACAGUAUACUAGUCGCCAGGAAUAUAGAUACUCGGAGUUUUCUCAGAACUCUGACCGACGAAAAGAAAUUGGCCACCUCAGCACAAAUGGCACGAUUGACCCAUAUCUCAACCAGUAUAUUGACCUGAUAGAAAACCUCCUGAAACAGCUCGCUCUUCGUAUUUCUACUGGUUAUGAUCUAUCUAGCCACGAGUUGCAUGAUGCAUUACGAAAAGCUGCAGCAUUACUUUGCAGGAGUGAUGGUGAUCUUCCGUCGAUUGCUCAUUAUCUUGUUGAUAUACCUUUCCAAAUAUUCAGCAAAGAGUCGAUCAAGUUUGGUAUAUCAAUCUGGCUGGGUGUUAUCAAUGAAAACCCGAAAACGGAAGCAAGGAUCUUGACAGAGGUAGCUGCAGCUUGGGAGCAGACUGUUCAGCGUAGGAAAGGAUUAUUUGACCCUGAAUUCAACCACCCGGAUCCAUUCUUUACAACGAUCGAGCUGCUUCCUUCGGAUAAAACAGCACUGCUCCGACAACAACAUCUGGCCCAGGAUGUUUUAUCUCCUCACUUGCGCAUUUUGCAAUUUUUUGAAAGCCACUUCAAUGCCACACGAAUUGCGAGUCCCAAUCUGCAAAGGAUUUUCUCGCGAAUGAUCAGCCGGACGCUUGCUGGCUUACAGCACACCAACGGUCAUCCUCUUUCUCGAGAAGUUCAUUUUCACAUUAUCUUGCUAGGAUUGCGGAUAAUCCAGCAUUCAACGACGCAAAGCCGUGCUUACAAGUGGAAGCUAAAAGAUUUGUUGCUGUCAGCCGCUCUCAGCUGGUUCAGACAUCCGCCUAGGUGGUCAUUUGGCGGGAACCGUCUCCAGAUGAAAGCCGAAGACAAAUUGUUGAAGGAUGUUGAAGAUGCCCUAAAGCACACCGCAAGCAUUUGUUCCUCAGCAGUUGGCUAUCGACAAUCCUUGCGAAAUAAGCAGGAACUUCUACAAAUUUUAAUUGAGAACGAACGAACGCGUCUCAAAGUAUGGCUUUUCCCACUCGAGCAGGAACGGAAACAUUAUAUAUCAGGCCUCGGGGCCAAACAUCAAUCCGAGGCUAUUGAUCAGCUGUUGCGGACCGCUUGGGGCGAAAGUGCAAGUUUGGCGAUUCAAAUGUGUUCUCGUUUUCCAUCACAGAAAAUCCACAACGAUGUGCGUUGGCUGCUUCUCAAUUUCCCGGAGAAGGCAAUAGAUGUUCCUGAAAGCCUAGAAAUGAUGUUCGGCUCAUCUUUGCCGUCAGAUGUUUCUUUCCAGCUGAAGUAUCUCUUAUACUGGAGUCCUGUUGCACCUAGCGAAGCAUUGACAUACUUUUUACCGGCCUACGGGAAUCAUCCAUUCGUGCUUCAAUAUGCUAUGCGAGCUCUAGAAAGCCACUCCAUCGACGUCAGGUUCUAUUUCGUUCCACAGCUUGUGCAAGCCCUACGAUAUGAUGCCCUAGGCUACGUUGAAAGAUACAUUUUCGAAUCUGCCAAACUGUCACAGUUAUUCGCUCACCAAGUGAUCUGGAAUAUGAAAGCGAACGCUUACAAAGACGAAGACUCUGAAAUUCCUGACUUGAUUAAACCCACGUUGGACAAAUUUAUGGAUAAAUUGGUGUCCAGCUUCUCGGAUGAUGAGCGUAACUUUUACGAACGAGAGUUUUCCUUCUUUAACGAGAUCACUGGCGUUUCGGGCAAGCUACGACCGUACAUCAAGAAGAGCAAAUCCGAAAAGAAAGAGAAGAUCGAAGAGGAAUUGCGUAAGAUCAAGGUAGAAGUAGGAGUUUAUCUACCUAGCAAUCCGGAUGGAAUCGUCGUCGGAAUAGAUCGCAAGUCAGGAAAACCAUUGCAAAGCCAUGCAAAGGCACCAUACAUGGCCACAUUCAGGAUUCAGAAGACCAAGGCAAUUGAAGGUGCCCCAAAGACGAAAGACCCGCCUGAAAACGAGAAAGAACAUAAAGAACAUAACCAAGAGACAUACGAGGUUUGGCAAUCAGCUAUUUUCAAGGUCGGAGAUGAUUGUCGACAGGAUGUUCUGGCACUGCAAUUAAUAGCAGCAUUCAGGAAUGUAUUCAACUCCGUCGGUCUGGAUGUGUGGGUAUUUCCAUACCGAGUCACAGCUACUGCGCCUGGAUGUGGUGUAAUUGAUGUCUUGCCGAACUCAAUUUCGCGCGACAUGCUUGGUCGUGAAGCAGUCAAUGGACUCUACGAUUACUUUGUUUCGAAAUAUGGCGGAGAAGAAUCCACUAGAUUCCAAGAGGCGCGGACGAACUUUGUGAAGAGUAUGGCAUCGUACUCCGUCAUCUCGUACCUGUUGCAGUUCAAGGAUCGACACAAUGGCAACAUCAUGAUUGACGACGCGGGCCACAUCAUUCACAUCGAUUUUGGAUUUUGCUUUGACAUUGCACCAGGAGGCGUACGUUUUGAGAGAGCUCCUUUCAAAUUAACUUCCGAGAUGGUGGCAGUUAUGGGAGGCGGGCCGCAUCUCACUGGCAGCAAUGCCAAUGGCAUAAGCAACGGUGCUGUCAGUAGCAAUGCCGGUGGCAGUGGCAGCACAUCUUCAUCGAUCAACGCUCCUACUCUACGUAUACCCGGAACACAUUCCCACGACCCAAUGAGCACGCAACCAUUUCAAUGGUUUGAAUCACUCGCAGUCAAAGCCUUCCUCGCAUCCCGCCCCCACGCCACGAAAUUCAUUCAAAUAGUCACAAUGAUGAUCGACAGUGGCUUACCAUGCUUCAAACCGGACACGCUGAAAAAUUUCCGCGACCGUUUUGUCCUCGACAAGACCGAACGAGAGGCUGCGGAUUAUAUGCGCGAGUUGACUCGGAAGAGUUAUCUCAGUUUCUCGACUAAGGGUUACGAUCAGUUCCAGUUGAUGACUAACGGUAUUCCUUACUAG
This is a messenger RNA of Talaromyces atroroseus, 5940 nucleotides long. RefSeq lists its product as hypothetical. Gene Ontology annotation, molecular function: 1-phosphatidylinositol 4-kinase activity. NCBI's taxonomy places the organism in Eukaryota, Fungi, Ascomycota, Eurotiomycetes, Eurotiales, Trichocomaceae. The transcript has 11 exons. Bases 1 to 5940 code for a protein of 1979 amino acids. Gene Ontology annotation, cellular component: plasma membrane; cytoplasm. Gene Ontology annotation, biological process: phosphatidylinositol-mediated signaling; phosphatidylinositol phosphate biosynthetic process. The record is from RefSeq and is a predicted model, not a curated record.